Messenger RNA from Numida meleagris (helmeted guineafowl), 4183 nucleotides. It is a transcript of the gene CBX2, whose product is annotated as chromobox 2. Gene Ontology annotation, biological process: negative regulation of transcription by RNA polymerase II. Lineage: Eukaryota; Metazoa; Chordata; Aves; Galliformes; Numididae. Gene Ontology annotation, molecular function: DNA binding. The record is from RefSeq and is a predicted model, not a curated record. Gene Ontology annotation, cellular component: heterochromatin; PRC1 complex. The coding region runs from base 1 to 1803 and encodes 600 amino acids. The transcript is spliced from 5 exons.
AUGAAGGAGGGGAGCGGGAGGCCGAGCGACGCGGAGCGGAUGCGGAGCGCCCGGUGCGGCUCCCGGUGCAGUUCCGAGUGCCGGCGGGCGGUGGCCCCCGCGCCGUGCUCAGCGCCGGGAGCUCCCGGCACCGAUCGCGCGUCCCCUUCCGCCGGGCAACCGGGGCUGCCCGCGCUGCGCGGGUAUCACCUCGCGGUGCGGCAGCGUGGCCGCUCCCGGCCUGCCCGGCCCGGGCCUCCGCCGCGGACUCCCCGGGCCCGGCCGGUACUGGGGGCGCGGGGGGGAGCAUCAGUCCCCCGCUCUCGCCCAGUGCGCGUCUUCUGUUCCAGGCACAACAGCUGGGAACCCGAGGAGAACAUCCUUGAUCCGAGGCUCCUCCUCGCUUUCCAAAAAAAGGAACAUGAAAAAGAAGUGCAGAACCGCAAGAGAGGCAAGCGGCCACGAGGCAGGCCCAGGAAACACGUGGAACCAGAGAUGCCUUCGAAAAGUAAGUCGAGCAGCUCCUCUUCCUCAACGUCCUCCUCCUCCUCCUCCUCUGAUGAAGAGGAUGAAAGUGACCUGGAAGCAAAGAGAGGUCCCCGCAGCAGGGAGACCCACCCGGUGCCGCAGAAGAAAGCUCAGAUCCUGGUGGCAAAGCCAGAAAUGAAGGACAGUUCCAGAAAGAAGCGUGGGCGGAAACCUCUCCCCCCGGAACAGAAAGCGGCUCGAAGGACCGUGAACCUGACGAAGGUGCUGAAAACGUCCCGGAAAGAGGUGGGGGGCAGCAGCAAGCUGCUGGGGAAGCUGCAGCCGCAGCACAGCACACAAGGCUCAGGGCUGGCUGGGCUGAAGGAGCCACAGGGCGCGCUGGCCGGGCUCAGCUCCGGGGGAUCCUCGGCUGAAAACCUCCCCAGCGCGAUGAAGAGCGGCUCCAGCAGCCCCAGCCGGGCCAUCAGCUGGCAGAGCUCCAUCGUGCAUUACAUGAACAGGAUGUCCCAAAACCAGAGCUCGGCUGAGACCUCGCUGCUGGGAAGGCUGGCGCUGAAGUCGCAGGCAUCCGGCAAAAGUGGCUUAGGGCUGGACUUAAAAAUGAGGAACCAGAAAGGAGCUGGGGAGCUGGGGCUGUCCAUGCAGGGAGCCAAGACCGCCAAGGUUCCUAGCAGCGGCGCUGGAGGGGAUCAGAAGUCGGGGUUCGCGGCGGGAGCCCAAAUGCUGCACAACGGCAGCAAGACGCCCACGAGCUCCUCUGUGCCCGGAGGGCAGCAGGCAUCCAGCCAGGAGCUGAACCUCCAAGCUUUAAACCUGCAGAGCGUCAAAAACGGGCAGAGUGCGGCGGGCGGGAGCAGCCUGCCUCGCCACGCCUGCAGCACCGUGCCCAAAAGCAGCGCUGCAGCCGUGGGCUCGGGUCCUGCUGGGUCAAAGGGUGGCGGAACCGGCGCCGGGUUGAACGCUGCCGGUGUGGGAGACGGCGGCAAGAGCGAGAAGCAGGCACGCAGGGCGGGCGCUGGUGACAGGGACGUGGCCAAGGGUGGCACAGGUGGUGGUGGGCAGGAGGGGCACGCGGCCCCCGAGAGCCGCAAGGCGGCUGCCCUCUCUGAAAUGAGUACGGGCGACGAGAGCAGCUCGGACUCGGAUCGGGAUUCGGCUUCCUUUCCCGGCGUGGGUCAGAACAUGUCUGUCUCCAUCCAGACCAGCCAGGACUGGAAGCCCACCCGCAGCCUGAUCGAGCACGUCUUCGUCACGGAUGUCACCGCCAACCUGAUCACGGUGACGGUCAAGGAGUCCCCCACCAGCGUCGGGUUCUUCAAUGUACGGCAGUACUGAGCCGGAGAGGAGGGAGACGUCCUUCAGCCUCCCUCGUCCUUGCCCAGCUCUCCCACCAGCUUUUCAUUUCUUUAGGUACUGCCCCACAGCAGGGACUCGCGCAGUGACCCCCUGCCACCAGCCGCCCCGUGCCCCCCACCCCAUUGCAGGCAAUGCCAGCUCAGACCCUGCAGCACCUCACGGCCCCGGGACCCGCUGGGACCUGUGUGCAGAGGGUUGGGAAAGGCAGUGAAACCUGCACAGAAGUGCCAGCAGAUGAGAUGGGCCCCCCCCGCCUCCUCCAUCCAUCCGAGCCGGUGCCGCUCGCCGGGAUUAGGGGCGCUGGGAGGUGACAGCUGGCAAGUUCUGAGCCAGGCUUCACUGCACGAGGUUUGCUUUGCUUUAUGGCUUGAGAUGGCAGAGCGCGUGGUACGGGGCCUUGGCAGCGGGGAGAGAGGCGGAGGUGCCACGUGCCAGGCUUACGCUUGGGAGAGAAGAGGGCACCUCUCCUUUCCUCUGGGCAGCCCAAGCUGCCGGAGCAGCCACGAUCCAAAUGAGACGGCUCCCAGCGCCUCAGGGCCGCGGGGGGGCUGCGGGAUGGGGGUUUUUCAGGGUACAGGAAGCCCAGCCACCCCCCUGGGCUAGGUCAGUUCCAAUGACAGUGAAGGCCACGACGUCUCUGUUGUGGUUUCUAGCGGAGAAGGAAAUAUUGUUUACAUUUCUUCUUAAGGGAAAAUCCUUUUUUUAGAGGGAGGGGCACAAACGCAGUGUAGAUGAGCAGAUGUCGGGUCCGGCUGGUGCACUGCGCAGCCCCAGGGCCGCUCCUUGUCCCGGCACCGCACGCUCAGCAGCUCACAGGGACCCAGAGCUGGGCAGUGCCCGUCAGCCCCGUGCUCCCCAGCUGGAGGGCAGCGAGGUGCCUGGCACACAGAAAGCAGCAUGGCCCAGCUGGUGGCAUCCCACGGCCACCUCCCGUCCUGUGCCAGCACCUGGGCCGUUCACUUGGGCUUGUCGUCGCAACCAGUAAUGGCUUUCCUGCUGAAGUCUUUUUCCCUGCUGUAGAUUAUUCUUCCAAGCCAAAAUGAACAGCAGUAGUUCAGGCAGAGUUUAAUAGGGUUUGAGGUCAUUUUUGUUCUGUUCACGCCAUACUCCUUCUCCGGAGAUGGCGCAAAGCCUGCAGCCUGCCAGGUCUCUGGGUACGCCCAUGGAAAGUGCUUCUGGGGCUGCGCUGUGUCCACGGGGAUGGCAUCGCAUUGCUGCAGACGGGGGGCACUGCAGAGAGAUGCGAGCACCAGGUAUCCCUGUAACACCCGGGGCUCCCUGCCCCACACACCAAAUGUUUGCUAGUUGGCCUUUUGCAAAUCCAGACUGAACGACCAUGUGCCUUUUGCAACUGUCCUUACUUCUGUGUCUGUGACACCGCUCCUACGACAGGUUUGUGCCUAUGCAAAGCUGGGUGGCGCCAGGGUCCUGGGGACAGCCGUGACACCAGCAUGGGACACCCGGUUGAGCUGUGACGCUGUGUCAUGGCUGCUGACGAGGGGAAGGCCCAUGGGGAUGCUCCUACAUGGGGCUGCUGUCCCCUCCAUCCCCGUGUCCCCUCGGUGGCAGCAGGACCCUGCCAUCACCGCUUUAGCUCUUGUGCCUUUCUGCUCACCAGCUGGUUCAAUUCCAAAGGUGUAAGGACGGGGAAAAUCAUAAUCCAGAAUUUUUUCUAACCCUUCAUCUCAUCCCACGCUCCCCCCUCUCCCCCCCGUCACCAGUCCCCUGCCGACCUCACGUGUGUCCGAGCAGAAGGUCCGUGCUGGUGGCUGCCUCCCGUGGGGGGGUCUCGUGGGACCGAGCGCAGCUUUGGUGGACGGAGGUCGGAGCUGGCGCGGGCCACGUCCACCACUCAGUGCCAUUAGUAUUCACGGUCUCCCUUCCUAUUUUUUUAUUUGGAGUUUGCUGCUAUGGGUUUGAGCGUUCAGUUGUACGUCAAACAACCAAUUAAAGGUUUGUCACUUGGCAUUUCCUAAGGGCUUUCCGACGUGGAAAGUCCUGCAGUAUUUGUAUAUUGAAUGGAUAUUUUCUCCGGGCAUAAUCUGGUUAAGUAUGCUUGUUGUUUUCCAUUGGACUGGAAGGAGCAGCCGACACGGCCACCGUCCUUAGAAGCCUAGUCUAUUUUUAUAUAUAUAUUUUGUACCAAAAAAAAAAAAAGGAGUCGGCGGAGGGAUGGGGAUGGAUUCGAGGGAUUCCGAUUGCUCUGAGCUCUGAUCUGGGUGUGAAGGGCUGCGGAGGUGGAGAGAAAGGUUUUGAGGAGAGAAGCGGAGGGAUGGGUGAAAACAAACAUUUGUCCUUGUAACUCACGCCAGUCGCCGGCCUGAUUUGUAUGUUUUAAUUAAAGAGAGAGCCAAAUCGU